Molecule: messenger RNA, 2164 nt
Organism: Arabidopsis thaliana (thale cress)
Lineage: Eukaryota; Viridiplantae; Streptophyta; Magnoliopsida; Brassicales; Brassicaceae
Gene: GSTT2
Product: glutathione S-transferase THETA 2
Exons: 8
Coding region: 55-1830 (591 amino acids)
Biological process (GO): toxin catabolic process
Cellular component (GO): peroxisome
Molecular function (GO): glutathione transferase activity
Source: RefSeq, marked reviewed
UUCAUCAGUGUUCUGAAAACUUUUUCCGAUACACAAAAUCGGAGGAAGAAGAAGAUGAAGCUCAAAGUGUAUGCGGAUAGGAUGUCACAGCCAUCUCGUGCUGUCCUCAUAUUCUGCAAGGUUAACGAAAUCCAAUUCGACGAGAUUUUGAUUUCCUUGGGGAAACGUCAACAGUUAUCCCCUGAAUUCAAAGAAAUUAACCCAAUGGGGAAAGUUCCAGCUAUUGUUGAUGGCAGACUUAAGCUAUUUGAGAGUCACGCUAUAUUGAUAUAUCUUUCCUCAGCAUACGCAAGUGUAGUUGAUCAUUGGUACCCGAAUGAUCUUUCCAAAAGAGCCAAGAUUCACUCCGUUUUGGAUUGGCAUCACACCAAUUUACGCCCUGGUGCAUCUGGAUAUGUUCUGAAUAGCGUUCUAGCUCCAGCUCUUGGUCUUCCACUGAAUCCGAAAGCAGCUGCUGAAGCUGAGAACAUACUAACAAACUCUCUGUCCACUCUAGAGACUUUUUGGCUUAAGGGCAGUGCCAAGUUUUUACUCGGGGGCAAGCAACCAUCUAUAGCUGAUCUCAGCCUUGUAUGUGAACUUAUGCAGCUGCAGGUUUUGGAUGACAAAGAUCGUCUUAGAUUGCUUAGCCCUCAUAAGAAAGUUGAACAAUGGAUUGAGAGUACGAGAAAAGCGACAAUGCCUCACUCUGAUGAGGUCCAUGAGGUCCUUUUCAGAGCCAAAGAUAGAUUUCAGAAGCAGCGAGAGAUGGCAACCGCAUCUAAACCGGGUCCUCAAUCUAAGAUUAUCCAAUUUAGUAGUAUUGGUGGGACGAGUGAUGGUCCAAACCUCGUUCAAGACACAACCGAUCGUAAAGCUCGAAGACGCAAAUGGAGUCCACCUGACGAUGUCAUUCUCAUUAGUGCUUGGUUAAAUACUAGUAAGGAUCGUAAAGUUGUCGUUUAUGAUGAACAACAAGCACAUACUUUUUGGAAGAGAAUUGGUGCACAUGUUUCAAAUAGCGCUUCACUUGCAAAUCUACCAAAGCGAGAGUGGAAUCACUGCAGGCAAAGAUGGAGGAAAAUUAACGACUACGUCUGCAAAUUUGUUGGAUGUUAUGAUCAAGCUUUGAAUCAAAGAGCUAGUGGUCAAUCUGAAGAUGAUGUUUUCCAAGUUGCAUACCAAUUGUACUACAACAAUUACAUGAGUAAUUUCAAACUUGAGCAUGCAUGGCGGGAGCUCCGACACAAUAAAAAAUGGUGUAGUACAUACACCUCUGAAAAUUCUAAGGGGGGUGGAAGCUCAAAGAGAACAAAGUUGAAUGGAGGUGGUGUAUAUUCUUCAAGCUGUAAUCCGGAGAGUGUGCCUAUAGCUCUAGAUGGAGAGGAGCAAGUUAUGGAUCGCCCUCUUGGUGUGAAGUCGUCAAAGCAAAAAGAGAAGAAAGUUGCUACUAAAACAAUGCUUGAAGAAAGGGAGGCCGAUUCUAGAUCAAGACUUGAGAACUUGUGGGUACUAGAUGAAGAGGAGCAAGUUAUGGAUCUUCCUCUUGGUGUGAAGUCAUCGAAGCAGAAAGAGAGGAAAGUUGCUACUAAAACAAUGAUUGAAGAAAGGGAGGCAGCCAAUUUUCGAUCAAGACUUGGGAACUUGUGGCUACUAAAGGAGAAAGAAGAAAGGGAGGCAGAUUCCCGAUCAAGACUUGAGAACUUGUGGGCACUGAAGGAGAAAGACAUAGAAGAGCAAAAGAAACUAACAAGGAUGGAAGUCCUUAAAAGUCUUCUUGGAAGAAGAACAGGUGAAACUUCUGAAAAGGAAGAAACUUUGAAGAACAAGCUCAUUGAUGAGAUGCUCUAAUCUCUAUGUUCUCGUUGUAUUUAUCUCUUUAUUUUCUCUAUGUUUAUCUCACUAUCAACUUAGUGACAGGCUAUAGACGGCUUUUCUAGAAAUAGAUACUAACUGAAUCUUCCUUAACUAUGUUCAACGUUUGUUUCACUCUCCAGUUCAGGUAGGAAACACGUUCCCUCUUUGUUUCUCCGUAAGAAGUCGAACAUUGUAACUUCACACUCUCGCUCUGUUUCUCUGUAAGGUCACUGUUCCCUCUCUGUUUCACUUUAACUUAAGGUAGGAAACUUGAAACUGUCUCCUUUUAUCAUCACUUCCCUUUGAUUUCUCUCAUGUCUCCCUUUUA